Zerene cesonia (dogface butterfly) is the source of this 1478-nucleotide messenger RNA. Its product is annotated as RNA-binding protein NOB1. Gene Ontology annotation, biological process: ribosomal small subunit biogenesis; maturation of SSU-rRNA. The record is from RefSeq and is a predicted model, not a curated record. Bases 129 to 1418 code for a protein of 429 amino acids. Gene Ontology annotation, cellular component: preribosome, small subunit precursor. NCBI's taxonomy places the organism in Eukaryota, Metazoa, Arthropoda, Insecta, Lepidoptera, Pieridae. Gene Ontology annotation, molecular function: RNA endonuclease activity. The transcript is spliced from 2 exons.
GCGGGUCGCCUGUCAAGUGUCGAUUCUCAUGUAUUGUUUCUAUAUCCAGCGCACGUGGUGGACUGUACCUAAUUAAAAUUGUUUAGACAAAGUUAAGAGUUUAGACAAUUUUAUAUAUGCAGUGAAUCAUGACGAAGUUAAUAAAACAUCUAGUCGUCGAUACAACAGCGUUUAUUAAAGCUGAGAACCUUCAAAAUAUUGCGGAAAACAUAUACACCGUCCAAGAAGUUGUCGAUGAAAUAACCAACGAUCGUCAGCGUAGAAAACUUGUUGUUUUACCAUAUGACUUAAAAGUUAAAGAUGUAUUCACUGAAAGUAUUAAAUUCAUCACAGAGUUUUCGAAAAAGACAGGUGAUUAUACGAGUCUCUCUGCCACUGACAUAAAAGUAAUGGCUUUAACUUAUCAAAUGGAAAAGGAAAUAGUUGGAAUCGAACAUUUAAAAACGGAACCAACGAUGCAAAAAACUGUUAAAGUAACUGGUUUGCCGGGAUAUAAAACUGAGUCGGAUAACACAAAAAAAAUUGAAAAAGUGGAUGAAACAAACACAAAUACAGAGAAAUCUGAUACUACUGUCGGAGAUACCAUUUGCGACAGCUCCAAUUCUACAUGUGGCUCAGCUGUAUUAAAUGAGGAUAGUAAUAAAGAUGAUGAUGAAGAUAAAAAAUUGGCAGAUGAAAUCGCUGAACAAAUAAAGAAUAUGGAAUUAAGGGAUGAUAAGGAGGCAGCGGAUCUCAUUGUUAAGGUGGAAGAAAGUGAUGAAGAGAGUGAGGAAUAUGAAAGUGAAAGUGAAGAGGAUGAUGAUGAUGGAAGUGAAUGGAUAACACCGAGCAAUCUAAAGGAAAAGAAAAAGGAAAUUGAGUUUGGUGAAUUUGAAGAGAAGAAUGUUGAUGUCGCUUGUAUAACGUCAGAUUUUGCUAUGCAAAAUGUUCUGAAACAAAUAGGUUUAAACGUCACAGCUGUUGAUGGACGAAUCAUAAGGUAUCUACGUACAUUUAUUUUCCGCUGCACAACUUGCUUCAAAACAACCAGUGUAAUGACUAAGCUAUUCUGUCCUAAAUGUGGUCAUGCUACUCUAAAGAAAGUAGCCGUUAGUGUCGACGAUGAGGGCAAUCAACAUAUUCACAUUAAUGGGCGUAAACCACUCACAGCUAGAGGUAAACGAUUUAGCCUGCCUACGCCAAGGGGUGGCCAACAUUUCCAAUAUCCAAUACUCACAGAGGACCAACAUAUACACAAACGAUUUGCUAGUAAAUUGGCUAGAAACAAGACUAACGCUCUAGACCCUGAUUAUAUUGCUGGAUUCUCACCAUUUGCAAUGAAAGACGUUAAUUCAAAAUCUGCCGUUCUAGGUGUGAGAGCCAAUAAACAAGAUAUAAAAUAUUGGAUGAAGAAUUACUCUAAGGGCAAGAAGAAAUAAAAUCAGCUUGUAUAAUAUCCUGUUUUAUUAAAAACUUUAUUUAUAUUGUUUAUUGUACAU